Manis javanica (Malayan pangolin) is the source of this 4945-nucleotide messenger RNA. RefSeq names its product Fas associated via death domain (gene FADD). Gene Ontology annotation, cellular component: CD95 death-inducing signaling complex. Gene Ontology annotation, biological process: extrinsic apoptotic signaling pathway; regulation of apoptotic process; positive regulation of innate immune response. The record is from RefSeq and is a predicted model, not a curated record. NCBI's taxonomy places the organism in Eukaryota, Metazoa, Chordata, Mammalia, Pholidota, Manidae. Gene Ontology annotation, molecular function: death receptor binding; caspase binding.
CCGCCGCCAUGGACCCGUUCUUGGUCCUGCUGCACUCGGUGUCGGCCGGCCUGUCGAGCAACGAAGUCACGGAGCUCAAGUUCCUGUGCCAGGGCCGCGUUGGCAAGAGGAAGAUGGAGCGCGUGCAGAGCGGCCUCGACCUCUUCUCCGUGCUGCUCGAGCAGAACGAGCUGGGGCCCGAGUGCACCGUUCUGCUGCGCGACCUGCUCGCCUCCCUGCGGCGCCAGGACCUGCUGCGGCGGCUGGACGACUUCGAGGCGGGCGCGGCGCACGGGGCCGCGCCGCAGGAGCGAGAUCUGCGUGCGGCUUUUGACAUCAUAUGUGAUAACGUGGGGAAGGACUGGAGAAGACUGGCUCGCCAGCUGAAAGUGUCCGAUGCCAAGAUCGAUGCCAUCGAGGAGAAAUACCCCCGCAACCUGACGGAGCAGGUGAGGGAGUCUCUGAGAGUCUGGAAGAACGCUGGGAAAGAGGACGCUGCCGUGUCCCACCUGGUGGCGGCACUCAGGGCCUGCCGGCUGAAUCUGGUGGCAGACCUCAUCGAGGAGGACCAGCAGGCCCGGGACCUCCAGAACCAGGACCUGGCGCCAUGUCCCUGAUGUGGGGCUCAGGCGCACCUGCCUUGGGAUAACGAGCUGCUCCUCGGGGGGGCCAAGGAUUCUGAGGGGCCCAGCGCUCACUGACCACUUACUCCGUGCCAGGCAGGGCUUUGGACGCUCUUCACAUCCUUCACUGACUCCUCGUGAUCCCAUGAGGGAGACUCCUGAAGGGUUUGGAAUCAUGCCCAGCACUUGAAGGGCUGUAAAAAUCACCGGUUGUUACCUUUAUUGUUGGCAGGUGAGGGAAUGAGCACAGAGGCACAGAGCUGGAGGAAGGUCAGCAGCUGGGGAGCUGGGGUGGGACCAGCAGUCCGGCUGCAGGAUCCACAGCGGCUCUGCUGCCCCCACACUUGGCUGGUGGCUUUGAGGCCAUGCGUGUAGACACGGCCUCGAGCAGGGGGCGUGGGAACUAGAAGGGCGGAGACCCAGGCGUCUGGAGACUCGGUGUGCGCAGGCGCCAACCCCACUGGCACACCAGCUGUGCUGUACGCGUUAGUUCUUGAAAGUGUUGGGAUUCCUGUGAUUUCACAGAUUGUUACUAUUUUGUAUCAAAAUCACUCUUCCUGAUAACAGAUCUGUUGAGGAAGCUGGAUCCUGUAAUUAUAAGAAAUAAUCUCUGCCUCUAAGGUAGCCUCGUAAAAGCAAGUGCUUUUGUGGUGAAAACCUCCCUUUUACAAAGGAUUUUCCAUUCCUGCCAAGAGUCACAUCACUUCACAUGCUCUGCAGUCUGCGUCUCGGCCUAGUUCCGUAUUUCAGUAUGGUGAGCCUUGCGGCGUAUUGUGGGCUCUGCCUGUGAGUGGGGGGGCUGGAUUUCACCAGUCCAUGACCGACUGUCGAGGGCACUGUCUGCCCUCGGCACACUGGCCCACAGAGGGCAGCUGUUGCCAGCUUUGGGCCCUGCCUGCCUCCAAGAGGCAGCAGAGAGCCAAGUGGCCAUCCCUUAUUGGGCCCUUCAGUUGUGACCUUGGGAAAGCCAAAUAUGAUGUCAUGCUCUGCUGCUUUGACCUUGGCUUGCUGAGAUCCUAACAGCACUGUCCCCCUGAGCUGUGGACCUGGUCUCAGAGCCCCUCGUCACCUUCAGCAAAUACUUCCUGAUACCAGGCACUGCUAGGAGCUGGGGUCAUAGCAGUAAACCAGCCAGAAGUGGCCUUGCUCUCUGACCUGGAAAGCCUAGCCAGCAACAUAGGUAUUGACAAUCCAUUGCAGGCCCAAGGCACUGCCACGGAGCUGAACCAGCACUGGCCACAUGUGGGGCCUGGCCCUGUGUCGCGUGCUCUACACCAUGCUUGCCAGCGGCUCCUGCCUCUUCUGGCCUCAGGUCGGGGCAGCAGACGGGCUGUCACCACCAGUCAGCAUGGGGCUUUGCUAUCAGUGGCUUUAGGAAAUAGGCUUUCUGGAAAUUGUGCCCAUAUUCCUGGAGAGGCAGAUUGCAAAGGUUCUGCCAUUGCCUUCUGCUUUGCGACAUGAGCUGCCAAAAUGUGAAAAUGCCAAACGCUCUGAUACCUGCUCUGUGCCCCUGAGUGCUGGUCACACCUGGAGGGCUCCCCAACCCUCAAUCACACCAGGUAUUGUGACAGAGGUUUCAGUAAUGUGGUUUCUGUGUCACUGCAUCCGGAAUUUCCAUGGCCUGAGACCACAUGUUGCACCAGCUGGGUGCCCGUCUCUGGUCCGGCUUACCGCUGUGGCUGGCACUCAGUUCCGCACAUGGUGGGGCUCGGUCUGCCCCGAGCCCUGACAUCCCAGGACAUCCGCCUGGUGAGGGAGAUGGGGCCCAGCUUUGGAGCAGCCUCGUGACUGUGGUGUAACCUGGUCUCGAGGCAUGGAUCUGAUGAGCUCCAAGACCCGGAAAGGUGUUGAAUGAAAAGCCCCUCUGGGCACGCUGCUGGGCCAGGUGCGUUGUCCACUUCCCAGGGCCUGGAGGUGGGCCAGCCUUGGCAGCUGUGUGCCACAGGCAAAGCUGUGGAGCGCAGUGAUGUGCGGUGAACUGCCACCAGCAGGUGGGGCUCAGCCCUAGAGGAGCCUCCCUCUGUUCAGCCCGCACAGCCAUCAGUGGUCGGAGACACCCACCAUAACUGGUGCUGUGCUAGGUGUCAAAUGACAGGACAAGCGGCCGCCCUCGGGAAGUGCAGAAUUUCCUGGCCUCGUCAGACAGAAGGGAAGUGGGAGGAGUGUGUGCCCAAGUGCAUAGAAAAGCACAAAUUCCUUAUGGGCAGCAAAACUGGAAAGAGCCCCAGAAGCUUGAGACGGUCUGGGUGAUACACUUAUUUGUACUUCAUGCAUUUUCUAUAGUGGGGGGUGCCCUCCAGGUACUGGGCCAGGGAGUGGGGGUGUCCCCAGAGGGCAGUGAGCACUGGGGCUCUGGAGUCUGACCUGGGCUCUGCUCCCUGUGGCUCAAUCAGCCUGAAAAGGGGCCCAUAGACAGAUGUGAAGUUCUCGCCUACGUCUGCGGACCUUCUCAGAUGCCUUAAAAUAAGCAGAGACGUUUCACCCAGACGUCUGUGAAAGGCGGUUCUGGUUUUAUGGGCUCACUGCACUCAAGCGCAGCACUUGUCUUCUGGUCCUGGGAUGUCCCUUCCCGAGAACCGUCACAUCUGCACCGUCCUGCCGCAGGCACCCCCAGCCCUCACUCCCGUUACUCUGAAUUGCUGCUUUCAUGGUGAAAAGUGUUCUGAAUCUUCCUGUGACCUGGGACAGGAGGAGGAUUCACCUCUGAUUAGAACAACGACCCUUGGGACAGGGUCCCUCACACCCCACCCUAAACGGGGGGCUACUGCAGUCUUUGGACAAGGACUUUUCAUGGCAACUUAACAAAAAACAAUCCGUGUUCCUCUUCAUUUUUUUUUUAUAAUCACGGAAAUUUCCAUUUCUGGUAAAGGUGCACACAAGAUUCAUGAUUUCCUUGGGAACUGGAGCCACCUUUUGCUCUCCUUUCCCCUGAGAAAGGGAAAGAGGGUCCAACUUUGUGUUCUUUUGAGAUUUCAGGCCGAUGAAGGAAUUUGAUGCCAGUUUCCCUGCCUCACGCUCUCUCCCAGCCCUGCUGUCUGGUCUCAGGCACAUUUGGGGCUCUGUCAGUCCCCCCACCUCCAGGGCCCUCGUCCAUCCUGUUCUCUGCAGGAACCCGAGGACCGCUCCCCCGGGACUGCCUCUGCUGAAGCCUCAGGCUGCCGGCUUCUAGGGCGUUUGACGUUUCCCGACCAUUCCCUGAAGUUUUCUCCUGGUGCUCCCCCCGGCCUCCAACUGGACUCCUGCACACCAUGUCCUUGCACAGCCCGUAGCCGUCUCCCCCCAAGUCCCUGGUGCGCACAGGCCCAGGGCAUCCUCUGUCUCAGGCCCCUGGUGCCUACCCUGUGCUUGACCCCACUGUCAGCUGCCUCAGCACCUCUUGCUUUUGCAAGGGAACAUUCACAGGUCACAGGGAUCGGGCGAGGACACCGAGGUGGGUGGCGUUACUCCGCCCACUACAGGCAAACCCCCGUCUCCCCAGGCCUCUCGCCCGGGGAUCCCGCCCCACAUGUAACCGAGUGGCAGCCUCGACUCUGCCUCGCCAGCCUCUCCUCUCCACCCUCUGCCCCCGUCACGGCCUCACCUCUGCUCAGACACCACCGCCUUGGCUCUUCCCUCCAACCGAAUCGUACUGCAGACCCGGCCUGUGCUCUUAGAAACCGCAAGCUCUCCGCACACGUCUUUAGUUCUGUAUUUUUAUUUCCAUGAUAAGUGUUCUGAGCCAUCCUGCUGGGUGCUUUCUGACCGUCCGCAUGAUUCCCGCGUGCCUUGCGUUUGGAACCAGAGGCACACGUGACGGGUAGUGCAUGCCCGUGUGACAGUGGCCAGUCACAUCUGACACAAAGGCAAACCUCUUCUACAGGGCACGUUUGCAACUGAAUACAUUUUCAUCAAAGAAGUCCUCCGUUUCUUAAGUCAUCGGCUCAGUCAAGACACUGGCAGGGUCCCACAUGUGUGCCCCCGGCGCUGGUCUGUCCUCAGAGGACAGAAGCCAAAUCAGUGCUUGAAUGGGGGCCACACUGAGCAAGAGCCACAUGACGUAAGUGAAGCUUUCGCGGUGUGGCUUGAGUAGAGGAACAUCGUGGGCCAUUUGAGUCACCCCAACGCCAGGCCGGGUACAAGGCCUCCUGAUCUCAGCCCUGAUGGCAGGUCUGCAGACACGAGGCAACAAUUCUGUUUAAUAGAACAGGUUUCAUGGGACAGCUACGGGAGGAGAGGACAAAUCUGUGGGGACGGAUGGUGAGGACUUUUGCACACCAUUGUCAUGUGCUCAGUGGCACUUGAAAAGAUGGCUAAAAAGGUUAGUUUUAUAUGUUAAGCACAAUUAAAAAAUCAUACCUCAAGAA